Prosopis cineraria is the source of this 574-nucleotide messenger RNA. RefSeq names its product putative disease resistance RPP13-like protein 1. The transcript has a single exon. Lineage: Eukaryota; Viridiplantae; Streptophyta; Magnoliopsida; Fabales; Fabaceae. The record is from RefSeq and is a predicted model, not a curated record. The coding region runs from base 1 to 366 and encodes 121 amino acids.
AUGGCUGCAGCUCUGGUGAGGCCAGCAUUUCUCUCUGCUUCUGUGAAAAAUUUGAUAGAUAGAAUCACCUCAAACGAGUUUCGAGAUUUCUUGAGAAAUAGAAAGUUGAAAGUCUCUCUCUCAGGUGGGCUGAAGGUAACUCUAUUGAUGCUUGAAGUAGUUCUUAACGAUGCAGAGGAGAAGCAAGUCACCAAUGGUUCAGUCAAAGAAUGGCUUGAAGAGUUGAAAGAUGCUGUUUUCGAUGCAGAGGAUUUAUUUGAUGAAAUCAACACUGACUUCCUGAGAAGUAAGUUGGAACAAGAUUCUCAAAACGUCGAGAAUAAGGUGCACUCCUUCUUUUCUUCUUCUUUUGGAAAAUUUUACUAGGGGAUGAACUCCAAGCUCGAAGCAAUAUCAAGUAGGCUUGAACACUUUGCCAAGCAGAAGGAUAUCCUUGGUUUGCAAAGUGUUAGCUCAAGGGGAAUUAAAAGAGCUACAACAUCAUUGGUAAAUGAAUCUGCUGUGGUUGGCAGAGAGGAUGAUAAGGAAAAACUUUUGAACAUGCUGUUGUUUAAUGAAGAUGCAAAGGACAAUG